Molecule: messenger RNA, 594 nt
Organism: Temnothorax curvispinosus
Lineage: Eukaryota; Metazoa; Arthropoda; Insecta; Hymenoptera; Formicidae
Exons: 2
Coding region: 11-331 (106 amino acids)
Source: RefSeq, a predicted model, not a curated record
CCUAAAUAUAAUGGGCAUGACUGCAGCAGAUGGGGACGAAGGGCUACAGGAAUACGGCUUGGAAUUUGAAGAGACUGACGAAGUUAUUGAGGUUCUCUCCGCAGAGGAUACAGAAAGUCCGGGUACCAGCCGAAAUAAGAGGCCCCGAUCUGCCUCACUGCCGAACCACUCGGAGUCGUCCAGCCAGCGAGCGCGUUUAUCUUCCGAGUUAGUGGACAGUAUUAGUGAAAUGAACAAUAAAUCUUUGAGUGUCCUGAAUGACAUUAAUGGAAAUUUAAAGCGAAUCGCGGAUUGUUUGGAAAUUAUUGUGAAACGCGCGUUUCCGGAAUAAUAAAUGAUAAAUAUACAAAUACAUGUUUAUAGAUGUGUAUAUAACAAAAAGGCCAUGUAAUAUAUUACAGAAAUAAUCUAUACAUAUUAUAUAUAUAUAUAUAUAAUAAAAAGUUAACAACAAAGUAACUCAAACACUAUAUUAAAUUCCUUUAUCGAAUUAAUUAAACGACAAAACUCUUAUUGCUAAUAUCAACGCUGUAAAUAAUUUAGUAUAAUUUAUAGAAAAAUAAAUGUGGAUUUGUGGGAUUGUAUACGUAUAUA